Molecule: messenger RNA, 4967 nt
Organism: Phacochoerus africanus (Common warthog)
Lineage: Eukaryota; Metazoa; Chordata; Mammalia; Artiodactyla; Suidae
Gene: C4H5orf24
Product: chromosome 4 C5orf24 homolog
Exons: 2
Coding region: 329-895 (188 amino acids)
Source: RefSeq, a predicted model, not a curated record
UCGGCGGGAGAUUGGGUCUCGCGAUGCGCGUGUGCGUGUGCGUGCGCGGUCCUCGCGAGCUCGCGCACGCCGCUCCUCGCCGUACGGGGCUGUAGCGGCCUCUUCCUCCUCGGUCCCGAGAAGGACCGUGUGCAGUGGUUGAAGUCUGAGCUGGGGAUCAGGGUCGGCGUCGCCGCCGCUGCCGCCCUCGCUGCCUGUCCUUCUCUCUCGGGCUCUCCGUGCAGUGCAGAGGCGCCGGGCUGGGAGGGGAGCGGUGCCAGCGUGAGGAUCCCAGCCGAUGGGCAGCCCCUGGACGCGCUGAGGGGCCGGGCUACUAGCGGCUGAGAAAAUGAUGCAUCCCGUUGCCAGCAGUAAUCCGGCUUUCUGUGGGCCUGGCAAACCUUCCUGUCUCAAUGAAGAUGCCAUGAGAGCUGCUGACCAGUUUGACAUAUAUUCUUCCCAGCAAAACAAAUACAGCCACACCGUCAGCCACAAACCAAUGGCUUGUCAGAGGCAAGACCCGUUAAAUGAAACACACUUGCAGACUACAAGUGGCAGAAGCAUAGAGAUAAAAGAUGAACUGAAGAAAAAGAAAAAUCUCAACCGAUCUGGUAAGCGUGGCCGGCCUUCAGGAACCACCAAAUCAGCAGGAUACCGGACCAGCACAGGCAGACCCCUGGGAACCACCAAAGCAGCUGGAUUUAAGACAAGUCCAGGCAGACCUUUGGGUACAACCAAAGCUGCGGGAUACAAAGUCAGCCCAGGGAGACCUCCAGGUAGCAUUAAAGCUCUAUCCCGUCUUGCCGAUCUUGGUUAUGGCUGUGGCACUGCUGCUUUUCCUUACCCUAUGAUGCACGGUAGGGCAGUUCAUGGGGUAGAGGAAACUAGCAGUGAAAUCAAGCCACCCAAUGAGUGAAUGAGGCAGGAAAGGAGGGCCAGGUUUAGAAGGAAGAUUGUGAAUAAUCCCAAAGCUUCUUGGUUUCAUUUUGACAUACAUGAUUUUAUGGCCUGGGCUUUCCUAAUUUGUUUUCCCAUUUGAUUUUUUUUUUUUUUUCCGUGCUUUUGUUCAGAAACUGCCAUAUGCUGACAGAUGUACUCAGGGCAUGGGCAGUGGCAUUGUAUUUGUACAUAGGUUCAAGAAUAGCACCUGUCUAAAUCAUUUUGUUUUUCCUUUUGAGUUAUGGUUGUGUUUCGUAUUUCAUUACACUUUUGGGUCAUUCUAAAUAGAUGCUUUUUGUGCUAAACAGCUGAAACCAUUAUACCUGUUUGUGAAGUAAGCCUGCAGUAUAAUAAAGAUAAUAUCUAAGGUAAUUUUAACUGAUGGAACAAAGCAAACUAAUGAUUCAGAAUUACUUGAGCUAAUGGCUGUGAAUUUUUGUAACAUUUAUGUUCAUGAGAGGACACAUAUAUUUGUAUGCUUUGGCAUUUACAUAGACUUCCUUUGUUAAAAAUCUUAUUUUUAGUAUUCUAAGUUUAAGCAAUUUCCUAUUUAUUGAUCUACCUGGCAUUAAUUGAUUUAACCAUUAUUCUUAAAAAAAUUCUUUGGUGUUUUCAGCUAUGAUAGGUUGUGCAUUUUUUAAUUGCCUAAGGGCAUAUAUACCAAACACUACAAAUGGUUCAUAUUUACAAAAAAAUAAACUUUUUAAUAAAAACUGCACAUUACAUUUUUGGCGGAAAACAAUGCAUACUGAGAAUAGCAUAUUUAAUAUGAUAGAAAAAGAAACAUUCUUAAAGUCUGCAUGUAGCUAUAGUUACUACAUUUUGCCUUUCAUAUACUUAGUUUUAAAGCAUAUACUUAAAACACUUAUUAAUGUUCAUUUAUUAAGAGUGUUUUUAGUUUUUUUCUGAUAAAUUUUCUCAUUGCAUUAGCACUUACUGUGGUUUCAGGUCUAUAUCUACCAAAGGAUACAAACUGAAUGGUAGACUGUAAAACUGGUGUAAACAAAAUGCAGUUUUCUGACUGUCAGCACCCAAAUAUUAACAAAUAUAUAGGAAUUCAUCUAUGCAUGAAACAUGUAAGAACUUCUUUGGUCGGUUUGGUUAAAAAUCUCAUUGUGGCUCUAGUGAGACCACUUCAUCUAAAUAAAAAUUUUUUUCCAACAGUGUUUGCUUUAGAAGCAAGACAGGAAAGAAAAUAAGUAUUAGAUAGAUACAUAUAGUAGGGACAGGGAAAUCUCUUUCCCCUUUCUGAAAUUAAUAGUCUUUGUUAAUACACAUUUUAUUUAUUCUGAGUUUGUUCUAUAUAAACUAUUAUAAAUUUUGGAUUUGGAAAAAAAAUUCCACUGAACUUUAAAGUUACAAUGUAUGUAUUUGCGAGCUUAAAUGCCUUUGAGAUUAUAAUAUAGAUUUGCAGGACCCAAAAACUUUUAAAAUAAUUAAAUUUUUAAAAGGGCACAUACUGUGUUGUUUGGGCUUGCUCUCAGUUAAUGCAAACUCUGAUUGCAAAUGGAUGUCAUGUUUCGUACCUUUUUUAUCAGGAAAAAAGCAGCAAGCCUUCAGGUGUUCCAGUGAUGCCUGACUCAAUGAGCUGGACUUUAUGCUGCUCUUUACAGUAAGAGGUGUUGCAUUGUAUAUGGGGACUGUGUGUGCACUGGCAUCUAAGACAGUGACCUCAACAAUUUUAGCUUUGCACAAACCAUAGAGAACAAUGUUGGAUGACUACAUAAUCAGUUAUAACAUUCUGGCAGCUAAAUUGCUACAAGUUUCUUCUCGCUUCUCGCAGAAGCUUAAAAUUUAAAACUUUUAAUAAUUUACUCAGAACAGUAAAACUUCUGACACAUACAAAUGCUUAUAUCUAUAUUCCUGUGUUCAUCUAUCCAUUUUUAUUAUGUAUCUGUCAUUUAGCUGUUUCUCAAGAUGAUGUUCAGCAGUUGGCUCCUUAAAAAUCCUCUUUGGAGGAGUUACCUUGUGGCACAGUGGGUUAAGGAUCCAUGUUGUCACUGCAGUGGCUUUUGUCCCUGCUGUGAUGUGGGUUCGAUCCCUGGCCUGGGAACCUCCACAUGCUAAGGGUUUGGGCCAAAAAAAAACCCCCCUCUUCUGAGUUCCUAAAUCAGUUAUUUAAUUAAAUGUUCUUCUGAAGAAUUACAUUUAUCCCUGUCAAGGAUUUAAUUGCGUAUUGUGUUUUAUAGUAUGCUCAUUUUACAUUUCCCUUUCAGUUUCCUUUCCUUCCUGAUUUCGUUAUACAUACUCUGCCUUUCUCCCUGCCCUUUCCUCCAUUCAUUCCCCUCCCCCUUUGUCCACCCACCAGCACAUCUGCUCAGUGGUGCUGUGCUGUGUGUCAGAAGAUAAAGCAGGUGUGUUAUUGUAUAGUGAAUUUUAUAUACAUAUUAAUGAAAUGGUGAAAUCAACUAAAGGAAGUAUGUUUAUAACUGUUUAUUAAUAUCAGGAGCUUUGUCCUGGAGAAAAAGGGGAGCUAAUGGCUACUUUUGUGAAUGGAUAAUGUCACUUAAAGAGCUGAAAUUUCUGUUGACAUGAGUGGUUACCCGGAGUAUUAGAUCUGUAUGCUGAUGAGUGUCUCCUGAUUCCACUUCCUUUUCUCCUUGUGAACAGUUAUUGGUGCCAUGUUGAAAAGAAGACAUCUAAAUGAUACCAUGAAUGAAGUCUUAAAUGUUUUUACUUCUCUAUAAAGACUACAUUGUGCAUCUUUAGUAACACUGUCUCUUGUCAUGAUAAGCACUGAAAUAGCAUGUUAAACAGUUGCCUAUACUUUAAUAUAAUCAGUUGGGGAAAACCGGCCUUUCCCCCCCACUGUAUGAUUGUUCCUCUAAAGGUAAACUGCUAAUUUUAUAUUGUGUAAUUCUCUUCUUCACAAAAUAGCUUUCACUAUUCUAUAUUAAAACUGUUGGUCAGGAAAUGAUCUUCUAUUCAAGUAAGUUUGCUUUACUUUUUUUUAAAAAACGUUUUAACAUGCCUUAUUUAUUCUUCUUAUACUAACAAGUUAGGAGCUAAGACAGAUGAAGUUUUCAUUUUUUGACAGAUAUAACCUUGCAUAACUAAACUUUAGUGUGGGAUGAUUUUGAUACUAUCUUUGGAGUUUUGCACUGGACAUUAAAAAAAUACUAGCUCAGUUUAUUGGGAAAAAUCUGAUUAAUUUUUAAUAUUUGGGGUGCUUUAAAAUCAGGGUUUCAGUUAAACUAAAAAAUUCUUUAUAUUUUUUAUUUACUUCUUAAAAAUAUCUGUUAAAGUAGUAAAAGUGAUACUCAUUCCAAACUGGUGUUUGUGUGAAUUUACAUGUAUACUUUCAUGAAAUAAGAACAGCAUUUCUUUGAAUUAAGGAGGAAGAAAAAUGAUUUGGAUCCAUUUAUUAAGUUAAAGAUGAUUCAUCCAGUAUAAGAAAAACCAGUGUAUGAACUAAAGGAAAAAACCCAAUUUCUCUUUUAUAUUCUAAGAAGCUUUAAAAGAACAAUUCAGGGGAUGUUGACAAUAACUGCUACUCUGUCAGUCAUUGUCUAUAUAUGCAGUAAAAUUUUAUGGUCCCUUUAUAGUAAAAUGUAAGAAUUCAUAACAGUUCUUCAAAACAUCUUUUCCCUUAGACAUAAGAUUUUUUGAUGCUAUUAUGUUUUGUUUUUAUUACAGCUUAAUUAUAUGCUGUUAAACUCUAGGAUGUAUCUAAAUCUUCCUUUGCCCUUCUUACCUCCAAGUAGAUAAAUCUGUGCUCUCACAUACUAUGUAUUUAAUUUUUUGGAAAAUUUACUGCUAUAGUAAAUCAAGUGUGUGAUUUAUAAUAAUCCGACCACUUUUGAUUCUUUAAGUUUCACAGUUUCCUUUUUCCACAGAUAAUUAUGGAGAAAAUAAUUACCAAUUAACUGAUACAAGCACGCUGUCCUCUGCUGUAAAAAGUCUGAAUAGAUACUGUGUAUGUUUUUAUGUCCAUGAACUUGAGCUACUCGUGUGCAAUUAUGUGUAUGGGAAUGGAGUAGUGUUCAUGAUUUGUAUCUACAUCAUCAUAUGGAUGUAUAUUAUUAAUAAAGUCCUUACUUUAAAACCAA